Molecule: messenger RNA, 1356 nt
Organism: Tupaia belangeri chinensis (Chinese tree shrew)
Lineage: Eukaryota; Metazoa; Chordata; Mammalia; Scandentia; Tupaiidae
Gene: POLR1C
Product: RNA polymerase I and III subunit C
Exons: 9
Coding region: 83-1123 (346 amino acids)
Biological process (GO): DNA-templated transcription
Cellular component (GO): RNA polymerase III complex; RNA polymerase I complex
Molecular function (GO): DNA binding; protein dimerization activity
Source: RefSeq, a predicted model, not a curated record
GUUACCACGGAGACAGAGGGAGGCCGGGGAACGCACGCGCUCGCGGGUUAAGGACCCUGGUCUGGUAGUGGCGAGAUUGAAGAUGGCGGCGGCCCAGGCGGUGGAAGAAAUGAGGAGCCGCGUGGUGCUAGGAGAGUUCGGGGUUCGAAAUGUUCACACGACCGACUUUCCCGGUAACUAUUCUGGUUACGAUGAUGCGUGGGACCAGGACCGCUUCGAGAAGAAUUUUCGAGUGGAUGUGGUCCACAUGGAUGAAAACUCAUUGGAAUUUGACAUGGUGGGAAUCGAUGCAGCCAUUGCCAAUGCUUUUCGACGGAUUCUGCUAGCUGAGGUGCCAACUAUGGCUGUGGAAAAAGUCUUGGUAUACAACAACACCUCCAUUGUCCAAGAUGAGAUCCUUGCUCAUCGCCUGGGGCUCAUUCCCAUUCAUGCUGACCCCCGUCUUUUUGAAUAUCGGAACCAAGAGGAUGAAGAAGGCACAGAGAUUGAUACUCUGCAGUUCCGGCUACAAGUCAGGUGCACUCGGAAUCCCCAUGCUGCUAAAGACUCCUCUGACCCCAAUGAGCUCUAUGUGAACCACAAGGUGUACACCAGGCAUAUGACGUGGGUCCCUCUGGGGAACCAGGCUGACCUCUUCCCAGAGGGCACUAUCCGACCAGUGCAUGAUGACAUCCUCAUUGCUCAGCUGCGGCCUGGCCAAGAGAUUGAUCUGCUCAUGCAUUGUGUCAAGGGCAUUGGCAAAGAUCAUGCCAAGUUUUCACCAGUCGCAACAGCCAGCUACAGGCUUCUGCCUGACAUCACCCUGCUUGAGCCUGUGGAAGGGGAGGCAGCUGAGGAGUUGAGCCGGUGCUUCUCACCUGGUGUUAUUGAAGUGCAGGAAGUUCAAGGCAAAAAAGUAGCCAGAGUUGCCAAUCCCCGACUGGAUACCUUCAGCAGGGAAGUCUUCCGGAAUGAGAAGCUAAAGAAGGUUGUGCGCCUUGCCCGUGUUCGGGAUCAUUAUAUUUUCUCUGUUGAGUCAACGGGGGUGUUGCCACCAGAUGUGCUGGUGAGUGAAGCCAUCAAAGUACUGAUGGGGAAGUGUCGGCGGUUCUUGGAUGAACUAGACGCAGUUCAGAUGGACUGAGGUUUACCCCGGGGCUGCUGGGAGCCUGGGCUUGGGAACACAUGUGACGAGCUCACAUGGGUUCUGACCUACCCUCACGGGACUGCUUUAUGAGAGCCCAGUGUGACUGAGUCCUGCGUUUUCUAGGACAACUCCAGCUUUCCUUUCCAUCAGUACACUUUGUGAAACGUGCCACAAAGUGAGACUUCUGCCUUUGUAAGGCUUUCGAUGUAAAUAAAUCCAUGUCCAAACAG